This is a messenger RNA of Talaromyces proteolyticus, 1380 nucleotides long. RefSeq names its product Squalene/phytoene synthase. Lineage: Eukaryota; Fungi; Ascomycota; Eurotiomycetes; Eurotiales; Trichocomaceae. The coding region runs from base 205 to 1380 and encodes 391 amino acids. Gene Ontology annotation, biological process: biosynthetic process; mitochondrial respiratory chain complex I assembly. The record is from RefSeq and is a predicted model, not a curated record. Gene Ontology annotation, cellular component: mitochondrion. The transcript is spliced from 2 exons.
CAGAUGGCAACGAGCAGUUGAUAGCUAGUCUAGAAUUGGGAAUCUUUUAUUACAUUCAAUUAUAAUAAGAGUAAGACAAAUACUUUCUCUUCCAAAUUCGUUGCUCCUAUUCAUUGCGACUACUAAGGCGGAUUGCUGCCAUGCAACAUUGAUCGAAGCUUCGUCUGGCGACAACAUCAGCUCCAUCAACAGGCCAUCUCAAGCAUGUCAGCAACGACGAAGGCCCUACCGGCUUGUCAGACACUGCGUCUGCAGUUUGUCAAGAAAACACCACAACAAUGUCAACGACGAGCAUUCUCGCGGUCCUAUACACAUCGUUCUGCAGCUUCAGAUGCUGAGAUUGAUUCAGCACGACGAUACUGCACAGAUCUAGUUCGAAAAUAUGACCGCUCUUCCUUCGUUCUUAGUACCUUCAUCCCGCCGCAAUCACAGACCUUUUAUCUCGCCCUACAAGCGCUGAACAUCUCCCUGUCAAUGAUCCCCGACACAACAUCCACCUACACAAUUGGCCUAAUGCGCCUCCAAUUCUGGCGUGACACGAUCACUCGUACAUUAUCCGGGUCACCACCAAAGGAACCCGUCGCUGUGCUACUAGCAGCUGCCAUCGACGACCUGCACACCCGCACAAAGGGCCAGGCACGGCUCAGCAAAGGCUGGUUUAUCCGCAUGAUCAACGCGCGCGAACAAUCAUUAACAAAUGCACCAUUCACGAAUUUAUCCGCUCUCGAAACGUACGCAGAAAACACUUACUCCACGUUACUCUACCUGACCUUGUCAUCCUUCCCCUUAACCUCGCUUACGGUCGACCAUGUGGCGUCGCAUAUCGGCAAAGCGGCGGGAAUAUCAACAGUGCUGCGCGGAUUACCGCUCGUUGCGUUUCCCCCGCCGCCCAGCCAUCAUGCGAACCAGACGGAGGCGUUGAGCGGGGGUCGAGGGCAGGGCGCGGUGACAUUGCCGCUGGAUAUCAUGGCGCAAGCAGGCGUCAAGGAAGAAGACAUAUACCGACAAGGCGCCGACGCUCCGGGGUUGAAAGAUGCUGUGUUUAUGGUUGCGACUCGCGCGAAUGAUCAUUUGAUUACGGCGCGGCAGAUGCUCACGAAUUUGCGAGAGGGGCAGGAUGUUGGGCAUGACUUUGAACAUCAGGGCGAGGAAGGCCAUGAGCAUGCGAAUCAGCAUGAGAAACAGAACCAGCCGUCAUAUGAGACUCAGUUGAGAGAGGUGGAGAGAGGCUUUGGGGCUUUGAUGCCUGCUAUACCUACACAACUGUGGCUUGACAGGCUUGAAAAGCUUGAUUUCGAUAUAUUCAACCCUAAGCUUCUGCGAUCGGACUGGAGACUUCCCUGGAAAGCGUAUCUUGCGCACCGGAAUAAGUCUUUUUAA